GAGAAGUGGCUGGUCGGCGGUCGAGCUUGGCAGUCAAGGGUGGCCGUGCAGAGCAAGAUACGGUGGAGCCCCUGGGCCCAACCAGUCAGUUUCCGACGCGCGGCGGCCCAAGCGCUGAAGGUUGCGGCGGAGCCAGCUAUCGUGGUCACGGGUCACCUCUCACUGGUCAACGAGCCCAAGCGCGACGGAACGAUCAACGCAGGGGCUCGUGCUAAUCAUGCUGGGUUCUGGAGACAGAUGAUGGAGCUGACCAAAGGAGAGGAGAGGCCCAUUUUUCGCCGGCAAGGACCCCAUCUUUCGUAUGACCAGGCGGUGGGGAAGGAGUGUGACCUCGUCGACUGGAUCGGGAAUCGGUGGGGGGAUUUCUUCGCGGGCCUGGGCAGGGACGACGUCUUCCUCCCAGAGAGCUUCGUGCGCGAUUGCAAGAUGAAGUCCGGUAACUCGGUGGACGCGAUUACCAUUCUGGGGAAGUUGGCGCAGCGACGCGCGGAGUGGGCGCAGAAGCUCGAGCGGAAUGGGUCGACCAAAGCUGGCCCAGCCAAGAUACCAGCGGCGAACAUCGAGUACCACGAGUUAUGGCACAAUCCUGACCCUA
Prorocentrum cordatum is the source of this 595-nucleotide messenger RNA. The record is from the annotation of a GenBank genome assembly. Lineage: Eukaryota; Dinophyceae; Prorocentrales; Prorocentraceae.